Schizophyllum commune H4-8 is the source of this 1514-nucleotide messenger RNA. RefSeq lists its product as uncharacterized. The record is from RefSeq and is a predicted model, not a curated record. NCBI's taxonomy places the organism in Eukaryota, Fungi, Basidiomycota, Agaricomycetes, Agaricales, Schizophyllaceae. The transcript has 5 exons. The coding region runs from base 76 to 1305 and encodes 409 amino acids. Gene Ontology annotation, molecular function: pyruvate dehydrogenase (acetyl-transferring) activity. Gene Ontology annotation, biological process: pyruvate decarboxylation to acetyl-CoA. Gene Ontology annotation, cellular component: intracellular membrane-bounded organelle.
GGCCGCCGUAUUGGGGCGGCGAAUUUCGUGCGACGCGGGUUGCUUCUCCCCAUCGCGCGUAGCUCUCCCUCAGUCAUGGCAUCUCUCGCUCGCGCUCGUCUUGCUGGCCGGUUGGCCUCUGCCUCCCGCCCCGCCGUCUUCGCGCCGGCGACCCUCCGCGCGCGCUGGAUACAGACGUCGGCCGACACGACGCAGCUGCACGAGUCUCCGUCCGACUUCAGCCAGCCGUUCAAGGUCAAGAUUCACGAGGACAGCUUCCGCGCGCACAACUGCGAGAUGCCCGAGCUUGACGUCGACGUCACGAAGGACGAGCUCUUGACAAUGUACAGCCAGAUGCAGACGAUGCGCCGUAUGGAGAUGGCCGCAGACGCGCUGUACAAGGCGAAGUUGAUUCGUGGUUUCUGCCAUCUGGCAAUCGGCCAGGAAGCGGUUUCAGUCGGCCUGGAGCACGGCAUCCAUAAGGAUGACCUCGUCAUCACCGGCUACCGCUGCCAUCCCUUCGCUGUCCUACGUGGUGGCACCAUUGUUGGCGUCCUCGGCGAGCUCCUCGGUCGUCAGUGCGGCAUGUCACACGGCAAGGGUGGUUCUAUGCACAUCUUCACUCCCACUUUCUUCGGCGGCAACGGUAUCGUUGGUGCCCAGGUCCCUGUCGGUGCUGGGCUUGCUUUUGCUCUCAAGUACCGCCAAAAGGACAACUGCUCCUUCGCACUCUACGGUGACGGUGCCAGCAACCAGGGUCAGGUCUUCGAGGCGUUCAACAUGGCCAAGCUCUGGAACCUCCCAUGCGUCUUCGUUUGCGAGAACAACAAGUACGGUAUGGGCACGAGCGCGGAGCGCAGCUCGAUGAACACGGAGUACUUCAAGCGCGGAGACAAGAUCCCGGGUAUCCAGGUGAACGGCAUGGACAUCAUCGCGACUCGCCAGGCUGCUGCAUACGCGCGCAAGUGGACCGUCGACGACAAGCGUGGCCCGCUCCUCGUCGAGUUCGUCACCUAUCGCUACGGUGGUCACUCCAUGUCCGACCCGGGUACGACCUACCGCUCCCGCGAGGAGGUCCAGCGCAUGCGUAGCACCCAGGACCCUAUCCGUGGUCUCCAGCGCUACAUUGAGGAGUGGGGUGUCGCCAGCGAGCAGGAGCUCAAGGCUCUCGACAAGAAGGCGAAGCAGGAGGUCGACGAGGCGGUUGAGAUCGCCAAGGCGUCCCCGGAGCCCAGCAUGGAGGACUUCUGGAAAGAUGUCUACUACAAGGGCACCGAGCCGCCCUUCCUCCGCGGGCGUGAGCGCGAGGAGGUCCACUACUACUAGACGGGCGGCCUAGUGGUCUGUCUGUCUGUAGUCUGACUUCUUAUGCACUCAUUUGACAUGCAUAUGGCGGUGUAGAGGAUGCUAGCAUACUGUGAUGGAGGCCCUUCGUAGACGCACCGGGGAUCGGGUGUGUUUGCGGCAGCGCGGCAUAAAAUACGGGGCAUGUAUAUCCUAGAUUUCACUAUUCAUGCGCGGGCCGUUAGUAGAAA